UCAACAGUGGUAGAUGUGAGGCACGCCCACUUUUGAAAUCAUAUGAUUUUUGUUUCCCUCACGAUUACUUUCUUUAUAACAUCAUUAUGAAAUUUUAACUGAAUUGUUAUCUGGUGUUGUAGGUUAUCUAUUCUAAUCUUUUUUAAGUUAUUUUACGGGAUUUUAAUUGGUGUGAGGGGAAACAGAAUGAGUGAAUACUGGCUAAUAUCAGCUCCUGGCGACAAAACAUGCCAACAGACAUGGGAAACCAUGAACAAUCUUACCAGUAAACAGCACAAUUUGUCUGAAAAUUUCAAAUUUCAUAUUCCUGAUUUAAAGGUGGGAACUUUGGAUCAGCUUGUUGGACUUUCUGAUGAUUUAGGAAAGCUUGACAAUUUUGUUGAUCAGGUCACUCACAAAGUAGCUCAGUAUCUGGGUGAAGUUUUAGAGGAUCAGAAGGAUAAAUUACAGGAAAACCUAAUGGCUAAUAACACUGAUUUAUCUACCUAUAUUACAAAGUUCCAGUGGGAUAUGGCUAAGUAUCCUAUUAAGCAAUCUCUUCGUAAUAUUGCUGAUAUUAUAAGCAAACAAGUGAAUCAAAUUGAUGCUGACCUGAAAACAAAAUCUACCGCUUACAAUAAUCUAAAAAGCAGCCUUCAAAAUAUGGAAAAGAAGCAGAGUGCAAGUUUGUUGACACGGAACUUAGCAGACUUAGUUAAAAAAGAACAUUUUAUUUUAGACUCUGAAUAUCUGACGACAUUAUUAGUUGUUGUUCCAAAAUCAAACUUCAAUGAGUGGAAUACCAGCUAUGAAAAACUUACUAAUAUGAUAGUUCCCCGUUCAAGUCAACUUGUUUAUCAGGAUUCUGAUUUUGGUUUGUUCACUGUCUCAUUAUUUAAGAAGGUUGUAAAUGAUUUUAAAUUAAUGGCUAGAGAAAAGAAAUUUGUUGUACGUGAUUUUAUUUAUAAUGAAGAGGAACUAGCUGCUGGAAAAAAUGAAAUUACAAAAUUGGUGACUGACAAGAAGAAGCAAUUUGGACCUCUAGUUCGUUGGCUGAAGGUCAAUUUUAGCGAAUGUUUUUGUGCUUGGAUACAUGUAAAAGCAUUGAGAGUUUUUGUUGAAUCUGUUUUGAGAUAUGGUUUACCUGUUAACUUCCAGGCUAUGUUGAUCCAUCCUCACAAAAAGUCCGUUAAACGUUUGAGAGAUUUACUGAACCAACUAUAUGCACCAUUGGACAGUAGUGCUCAACAGCAAGGAAAUCAAGGUGGUGGUAAUGAUAGUGUGGACAUUCCUGGUUUAGGAUUCGGCCAAUCAGAUUAUUAUCCAUAUGUAUAUUAUAAAAUAAAUAUUGAUAUGUUAGACACAAAGGCUUAACAGAAGUACUCAUGGAUUUUGGUUUUAAUAUUCAUUGAUAAUACAAAUGCUUAGUUAGCAAUAGAAAAUAUACAUUUCAAGGGAAAAAUUAAGCUACAUAGUUACUUACAUUUUUAUCUUAUGUGUAUGUACAUAUAUAUAUAUCCAUAAAUAUGUAUUACACACAUUUAUAAAACUUAAUGUGUUAACGUAAAGUAGUUAGGUGUAUGUUCUAACUAUAAACCCACAUGAUUAAUGAAAACAAGUAAUUCGCUGACUUAUUGUUUAGGAGGUUAUAUAUAUAUAUUUUUUUUUUUUAAUUGCAUUGGGAAAAUUCUCAUUAAAACAUUGUUUAUAACUAGAAGCUGGAAUCUUCUUUCAUAUUUUAAUUAUUUUUUGAAAUUAUUAUUUAGAAACAUAAUUGUUAUGUAUAUAUACAUAUAUCAUAUUUUUGGAAUGAUUUUUUUUUUUUUUUUUUUGUUUAAAAGAUAUGGUUUUAUUCAUUAAAGGUUUUUCAUAUAAUUUGAAAAUAGAACUUGUAGCAUUGAGAGGCUUUUCAUUUUUAAAUAUUAGAUUUUUUUUCCGAAGUAUUUAUAUCUAUUUCUUUUUAAGCAUUACUUUUUUCUCAUUUCUUACAGUUUACAUCCUACUAGUAAAAACAGAAUUAUUUGUAUACUUUUUGCAUCAUCCAUUACUUAUAUUACUUGCAAUAGAUACUUAGCAUGAAGUAUAAUUAUAAUUUUGUUUUUAUAUCUUCUUUUUAUAAAUGUUGCAACUAAAUUCAAGAAUCCAGAGGGUGAUCAUCGAGAAAAUUGAUUAAUUUAUAUUUUGAUUAUCUUUAUAUCUGUUCUAUUUUACCAACAGUUCAGAUUUGUUCAAAUAGUUUAUGAGAAAUAACUUUGUUAUUAAAUAUUGUAUAAGUAGUAUUUUUGUGAUUUUAAAUUAAAUUAAAUUGUAAUCUUAUUUACCAGCACCCAUUAUAUGAUUUGUUAUUGCUGUUUUAAUUAGCAAUAGUUUUGAUUGAUGUACAUCACUUAUUUCAUUGUCAAAACAGAAAAACAUCUUUUUAAUUUUUCACAUUUCUGUUCAAAGUAUUCUGCAUAAGUUUUUUCUUACUAAUAAUCAUUAGUAAUUUGUUAUCCUCUUAACACUUGUUUUAGUUUCAUUCUACAUUUCAUUUAGAUAAUUUUAUUUAUUAGUCUAGACAUUUUAUUUGGAAAAUUAUUAAUCAGUUUUCAAGUAAAAUUGUUUUAUUGCAUAUUUAUUGUUAAGUUUUACUAGUUACUAUUUUAUUUGAAUAUUUAUUUUAAAGCAGAUUAUGGAAUAAUGCACUGUAAAUGUGUUUAUUUCAUUUCUAGUAUGAGUUAAUGUUAAACUAUAUUGAAAUUAGUGUUAAAACUAUAAUAAUAGGUGGGAAAGGAAUCAAUAUCUUAAAAGAACAAAACAUAUAAUGUAUAUAAUUUAUCAUUGAUGUAUGUAACAAUAUAUAUUUAUAUAGGUAUAGUUUUGUGUAAAAAGUGAGAUUAUGUCCAUCAUUGCUCCUUAACAAAUUAUCCUUUUUCUCUGAAAAUCAUAUUUACAUUCCUGUUUAUAGUUUUCAAAAAUAAUCUACUGGAUUCAUACAAACUGUUAUCAAAGGUAGUUAUUAGUAUUGCAUAGGAAACAGCAUUUUUAAUUGAAUGUAUUUUAUUUAAAUUUCAAUGUUUAAUAUUCAAAGUGUCAUCUGUGUUUUAAGAAUUAAGUUGGUUUAUAGGUUAAAAAAAUAAAAUCUGUAUUAAUUAUAAGCAAUUAAAGUGCAUUCCACUAGAAAAAGAAAUCAGUCUAUUUUAAAAACAUAAUAAGUAUUUUAUUGUUCAGAUUUUAUAUUAAUGUUGUAAGCAGUGUGUAAUAAAAUUGUCAUAAUUUACUGCUUAUGAAUUAUAUUUUGUAAAUUAUUGCAGUAUCAUUUAUAUUUGAAAAAAUAUUUGAAUUGUAUUACAUUGUGAGUGUCAGUGGUUGAGAAACAUUUUAUUGUAAACAUUUCUGUAUAUGUUAAUUGUAAAUAAAAUUCUUAUGAAUUCCAAUAUUCUGUAGAUAUAUGGGUAUGAGUGCAGGAAAUAAUGUUUUAACAUGUUCCUGGUUGACACAAUAUUAUCAAGAUGUUAUUGCUGUCAGGUUUUAGGUGUGUUAGUUGAUUUAAGAUUCAUUGAGUUCAUUUGUUUAAAAAAAAAUAUAUUUGAUCUGUAAAGUAAAAUAUGUAUAAAUUAAUUUUCAUUCAAAAAUAAAACUUUGUUGCUGUUUUGAA
Molecule: messenger RNA, 3616 nt
Organism: Nezara viridula (southern green stink bug)
Lineage: Eukaryota; Metazoa; Arthropoda; Insecta; Hemiptera; Pentatomidae
Source: the annotation of a GenBank genome assembly